Talpa occidentalis (Iberian mole) is the source of this 2153-nucleotide messenger RNA. RefSeq names its product cell division cycle 25C (gene CDC25C). Gene Ontology annotation, biological process: positive regulation of G2/MI transition of meiotic cell cycle; positive regulation of G2/M transition of mitotic cell cycle; G2/M transition of mitotic cell cycle. Gene Ontology annotation, molecular function: protein tyrosine phosphatase activity. Lineage: Eukaryota; Metazoa; Chordata; Mammalia; Eulipotyphla; Talpidae. The transcript has 17 exons. Gene Ontology annotation, cellular component: nucleus; cytoplasm. The record is from RefSeq and is a predicted model, not a curated record. The coding region runs from base 386 to 1930 and encodes 514 amino acids.
UUGGCGGAAGGUUUGAAUGGUCAAGGCCUCGGCCCUCCCCGCGGAGCCGCGGCGGUGUCGUCCGUCCUGUCAGGUUCUGGCGCAGGAUUGCAGCCCGGUUAACGGCCCCCUUUCUUCAGGUUUCCUUGCCUUCUGUUUGCGUCUUCUGUUUAUCUGACCCACACCCACUUCCCUUUCUCCUGAAAAACAAGUCUCAGACUCCAGCCUGAGGCCUCAGCAGCUCUGCAUGGAUCUAAUUUUUUCCUGUCAAGUUGCCCUUAUGAGGCGUUUCCCUGCUGUAGAUAGGCCAGCAGAUUUCAUAGCUUUCCCUCUGUUCACUUGUGACAAGGCUUCUCCUAGUAAUUAAUGCCCUCAAUCAGCCUAUCCACGCAAGAGCUUGAAGGUCAUGUCUACGGAACACUUCUCAUCCACAAGAGAGGAAGGAAGCCCUGGCUCAAGACCUAACUUUAGGUCCAAUCAGAGGAAGAUAUUAAACUUGCUCUUGGAGAGAGAUAAUUCCUUUACCGUCUGUACAGAUCUCCCAAGAACUCCAGUGAACAAACUCUUUAGUGAUUCUGCAAAUCUAAGCACUUUGUCUGGAAGCACUCCAAAACGUUGCCUUGAUCUUUCAAAUCAUAGCAGUGGAGAGAUAUCUGCUACUCAGCUCACCACCUCUCCAUACCUUGAUGAAACUGGUCACUGGGACUCCUUAGGACCUCAGGAAAUAAAAUUAGCUGGGAUCAGACAUCACCAGCAUGUUAAAAAAUGCAAUCCAGCACAGCUGCUUUGUAGCACUCCGAAUGUGGUGGACCACAGAUACAGGAAGAAAGAGGCAAUACAUAGCUCAUCCUCAAACAAAGAAAAUGAAAACAGCACUUUGAAGUCCUUGGAGUGGUGGGUACCCAGGAAUCUGAGAUUUCAUCAGAGACCAGGGGAACCUUAUGUGUCUUCCCAUUCUCUAAUGGACAAUGGAAACUUGGAGGAAAGUGAAAUGAAAUAUCUGGGCAGUCCCAUUACAGCUCCAAAAUUGGCUAAUAAUCCAGAACUAGAAGACCAGGCAGAGCAGAUAUCAGAUGAAUUGAUGGAAUUUUCCUUCCAUGAUCACGAAGAGAUCAAGACUUCUCCGAACAGAAGCUGUCUGUAUCGCUCCCCUUCAUUGCCAGAGGACUUAAAUAGGCCAAGACUGGAGCAGGUGGUAAAAUUCAAGGACAACCCAAUACCAGAUAAAGUAAAAAAGAAAUACUGUUCUAACCACAAAAAACUCAGGAAGAGUUCAGCUCUAAAGAAGACAGUCUCUCUCUCUGACAUUAAUAUUAUUCAUAUGCUGGAGGAAGAUUCUAACCAGGGACAUCUGAUAGGUGAUUUCUCCAAGGUAUGUGUGCUGCCAACCGUGUCAGGAAGACACCAAGAUCUGAAGUAUGUCAACCCAGAAACGGUGGCUGCCUUACUGUCGGGGAAGUUUCAGAGUUUGAUUGAGAAGUUUUAUAUUAUUGAUUGCCGCUAUCCAUAUGAGUACCUUGGAGGACAUAUCCAGGGAGCCUUAAACAUGUACAGUCAGGAAGAACUGUAUAACUUCUUCUUGAAGAAGCCCAUUGUCCCUUUGGACACUCAGAAAAGAAUAAUCAUCGUGUUUCACUGUGAAUUCUCCUCAGAGAGGGGUCCUCGAAUGUGCCGCUCUCUGAGAGAGGAGGACAGGGCUCUGAACCAGUAUCCUGCCUUGUAUUACCCAGAGCUGUAUAUCCUCAAAGGAGGCUACAGAGACUUCUUCCCAGAAUAUAUGGAGCUGUGUGAACCACAGAGCUACUGCCCUAUGCAUCACCAGGACCAUAAGGCUGAACUGCUGAAGUGUCGAAGCCGGAGCAAAGCCUGGAAAGGGGAGCGGCAACUGCAGGAGCAGAUUGCCUUACUGGUGAAGGAUGAAAAUAAACAUUGCAGAACAAAAGAUUCAUGAUUGUGAACCUAGUCUGCUCCUAGAAGAUCUGUAUAAAUGAAGUGAUCACCAAUUGACUCCUUCCAUUGUCGCCAUCUCCAUUCAUAACUGAGGCCAGUGUGCUUUUCUGUAGACCACUGGUUCUGAAAGUUUGACCCUGGACCAUCAGCAUCAUCCAAACUUGUUUGAAAUGCAAAAGUUGAGUCUUAAUCCCAGAACUAAUAAAUCAGAACCUCAAAUUAUU